This is a messenger RNA of Etheostoma spectabile (orangethroat darter), 1737 nucleotides long. RefSeq names its product gap junction alpha-4 protein. Gene Ontology annotation, molecular function: gap junction channel activity. The coding region runs from base 284 to 1426 and encodes 380 amino acids. Gene Ontology annotation, biological process: cell-cell signaling. Gene Ontology annotation, cellular component: connexin complex. The record is from RefSeq and is a predicted model, not a curated record. Lineage: Eukaryota; Metazoa; Chordata; Actinopteri; Perciformes; Percidae. The transcript has 2 exons.
AAUCCCGAGCGCAUUCGACCGGAGCUGUACUUUGGGUUCAUCCAUCCCAUUUCCUGGACGAAGAUCCUGAGGGAGGGCCGAUGAAGCAGGCAUGGGAAAGUUCUCCCCACUUUUUCCGAUUACAUCGAUUCUUUUUAAGGAGGGCAAACACAAGCCCACUCGGUCUGCAGCCCGCUAUACUGCGAGGAGCGGAGACAGACACACAAAGUACACUGAGAACACAGUACGUCAAUAAGGAGACAACCCCCCCCCCCACACUUCACGAGAGAGAAAGGAGCAGAGGAUGUCCAGAGCUGACUGGUCCUUUCUUGAGCACCUGCUGGAGGAGGGCCAGGAGUAUUCGACAGGUGUUGGCCGCGUCUGGCUUACCGUGCUCUUCCUGUUUCGCAUGCUGAUACUGGGAGCCGCCGCCGAAUCUGCCUGGGAUGACGAGCAAGCGGACUUUGUCUGCAACACGCGACAACCCGGCUGCACUGCCGUGUGCUACGACAAAGCCUUCCCCAUCUCCCACUUUCGCUACUUUGUCCUCCAAGUCAUCUUCGUCUCUACGCCGACGAUCUUCUACUUUGGAUAUGUGGCUUUAAAGGCUGGAAAGGACAAGAAAAAAGAGGAGGAUGAGAAGGAGGCGGAACAAGGUGUUAGUGGAGGUAAGAGGGAAGGAAUAAGGGACAAUAACAAUGUGACUAAAGACAAUGCAGAAGAGAAGGAGAAACAAGAGGGCGGUGGUAAAGGUAGAAAAGCUGACAAGGCUCCUCUUGAGGCUCCUAAACUGAAGGGCAGGUUGCUGUGUGCGUAUGCAGUCAGCAUCCUGUUAAAAGUCCUGCUAGAAGUCGGCUUCAUCCUAGGGCUGUGGUUCCUAUACGAUGGCUUCAUCAUCGCAGCAAAGUUUGAGUGCACGGUUUUCCCUUGUCCCCAUACCGUGGACUGCUUUGUCUCUCGACCUACGGAGAAGACAAUCUUCACCAUCUACACUCAGGCGAUCGCUGCCAUCUCCCUGCUCCUCAACCUCGUCGAGCUGCUCCACCUCCUUCAGCUUGCCAUCUCCCAUCGGCUGGAGAAACGCUACCGUGCCCAGCAACGCGACUACCUACCUCGGUCAGAGCAGGUACCGGCCCAACAGGAGGAUCCAGAACUCCAACCGGAUGCGUCGCAGUCUUACAAAGCAGGGAGCCACGUUAACCUCCCUGUGCAGGGUGAAGCCGCAUGCUACCCCAACCCCUGUGAGAGCUACGGGGAUCUGGCAAUAGAAGUGAACUGGGGACCCGUGGAGGCCGGGAGUGACCUGCUUCCCAGUUAUGUGAACUGCAUGGGGGCUAUGAAGACAACACAUUCCCCUAGAGUCCAUUAUAAGAAACACCCACAGCACACUGGGAAGAACACAAACGUUACCCAUAAGGGACACUCAAAGCAGAAGCAUUAUGUAUGAUGCAGUCAGAUGUGGUGAUGUGCUUGAGACCAUGAGAGCUUUGUUUGGUUUUGGAGUCUUUCAGUUUUUUCAGCCUAUCCUGCACAUGAGACUUGACUGUCGGGAGUGCACAGUGAGAGCUCAAACAACUACUGCACUGUGAAUUUGAUGCCUACGAGGCCGGGAGACAGAGAUUCACCAGAUAAACAGACUUUUUUUUAAAACACUCCCCAAGGCAAAGAAAAUGAGACUCCACAAUAAGAGACGAUGGCAGUCAUAAGAUGCGUUGAUGUCACAUUGUAUGGCUUUUAGGGCUGAAUGUGACAGUGAGA